Molecule: messenger RNA, 486 nt
Organism: Stereum hirsutum FP-91666 SS1
Lineage: Eukaryota; Fungi; Basidiomycota; Agaricomycetes; Russulales; Stereaceae
Exons: 3
Coding region: 1-486 (161 amino acids)
Source: RefSeq, a predicted model, not a curated record
AUGUACGUAGCUAUUGGUCGAGCCGGACCUCGAGGAAUUUGUGUGAUGAUGACGACGGUAGACGAGGACGGAGUCAAAGAUGCGAAGGCAGACAGCGACAAGGACGAAGCAAGCGAGGUCGUCGAGGAAAAAGAUGAUAGCGAUGAACAAGUUAAAUUAGACCAAGAGGCCAAAGACCGAUAUGACGGCAGAGAGUUCCUUUGUUGGCCUUCGAAGCUGGUGAAGAAUAGAAGAUCAUCCGAAUCUGCGAAGAUAAUUUAUAAUGAGCACGCGAUUGGCAAAGAUUUCCUCUGGAACGACCCUAUAAACUGUCUGAGGAAGGCUAGGCGAUACCACGCGGGCAGGACUAGUCCUCUGAGUCAGAAUCGCUCAGCAGUCUCGGUCGCCGAUUUUCUCAUAGCCAGCGUCUUCCGUGGACCUGAAUUCAUCAUGGGGCAACCAUGCCUAUUUUGCCUGUCCAUAGACACAUUCUUCAGGUUUGAAUAA